Molecule: messenger RNA, 1455 nt
Organism: Bipolaris maydis ATCC 48331
Lineage: Eukaryota; Fungi; Ascomycota; Dothideomycetes; Pleosporales; Pleosporaceae
Source: RefSeq, a predicted model, not a curated record
AGCCCUGUGUGUUCUUCCCUGCUUUUUCCCAAAAACACUUUUCUUCUUCUUUACAUACAGAAAUCCAAAAUGGGUUGGUUUUGGGCAGACAUCGCACCCUCUACGCCUGCUGCGCGCAAUGCACCGCAUCCAAUGCCACGAGGCAGCAUGGAGCCUCCUCCAGAAUGCCCUAUGCACAAGAAAGCUGCACCACCCGUCGUUACAGAGAAGCCAUCUCAAAGCGCCUGUCCCUACGUCCCACCUGAGAAAUCCUCUUCUGGUCCAUCCGAACCGCCAAAGACCGGCCUACUCUCCCGCCUAAACCCCCUCAACAACAUGUUCGCCGACCUCUCCAACGAGCGUGCAGACAAGCAAGUCCACAACCUCCCUCUGGAGCGCGAAACCUCCACCAUCCCCAAAGGCGACGGUUCCCUCUGGGAAUACCCCUCCCCGCAACAAAUGUACAACGCCAUGCUCCGCAAAGGCUACACCGACACAGACAUCACGGCCGUCGAAAGCAUGGUCGGCGUGCACAACUUCCUCAACGAAGGCGCCUGGGCCGAAAUCAUGGGCUGGGAACGCCGCUUCUCGCGUGGCCUAGCCGAAGGCUACCAAAUCUGCAAAAAAGGCGAGGACGUAGCAAACUUCCUACUCGGCACCGCCGACGAUCCCUUUGACACCACCACCUGGGACGACAAAGAUAUCCCGCCCCCAAAACUCCUGCGCUUCACCGGUCGCCCGACGGAGCCGACGCCGAAAUCUCAGAUUUUGCAGUGGCUCGGGUACGUGAUGCCGGAGCAGUUUGGCACUAACCCCCCCUUUGAUCGCCACGACUGGUUCGUCGAGCGCUGCAAUGAGAAGGGCUGCAAGGAAAUCCGCUACGUGAUUGAUUACUACGAGGGUGCGCCCGAACCCACGGGUGAACCGGUGUUUUACCUCGAUGUCAGGCCUGCUGUUGAUGGGCCUACCAGUGCUGCUGAGAGACUGAUUCGCAGUGGAACCGAUCUUUGGUGGAGGGCUUCGGGCGGUGUGACGAGGGAGUUGAAGAAGCUGGAGGCGGCGAAGAAGGCGAAGGAGGAGGAGUGGGCCGCGAAGAGUCGACAGUAUAACUAAGGGUUGGGGAUGAUGGGGGAGUUGGUUGAUGCAUCUUUUUGUGGCGUUUUUUUUUUCAAGUAAGGUUGGGGAGUUGGGAUGUAUGAUUAUGAUGUUUGUGUGGGGAUAUGAGUUAUGGGGUUAUGGGCUCCCCUUUUUUUCCCAUCAUUCAUGUUUGAUUAGGGCUUACCCGUUUCCUUUUUGCCUGUUACAUAUCUUUUUUUUAACUCUACUCUAUCUCGAAUUCUCAUGUUCAAUCAUGUUGAAUAACUCUGUCUUCCGAGUUAUCAUCCCUAAAAAAUCCAACUUGCAGAUCAAAAGGCACUGCAAAACUUUUAAUGUUGAAAAUCCUGUUUGAUAUCAUUGUUGAAUCUAUCUACAUCU